GGCAGCAGAGCUCCCUGGUGCUUGUCGAUGUAAUAGUGGUGGGGUGCUGCAGCAGCCUUGCCUUCUCACUCAGAAAACAAGCUAGAUACAAAUGGGAUCCUCCCAAGGGAAAACUAGGCAGCUGCUAUUGUGCUGUCAGUGUGGGGGCAUUCCCCUCCCCCCCACUGGGUAGAGCCCUUGUGAGUAGGGAGCUUUCUCUAAUCCCAGAUAGAUUAGGGAGGCCAAUCCUAGAUUAACCUGGCAGGGGAUUAGAAAGGCAGUCCAGUCAGCAGUUGUCAGAACGCAUCACAGGGUGUUGGGUGGGAGGUUCUUCCUUACCACAGGGGAGGAAAGAGUGAGGCAAAGACAGAGCGGUAAGGAAGUAUAACAGACAACAGGGCCACUCUGAUUCCUUAAGGUGGUUACUGUACAGCACAGUUCUCUCUGCUCCUGAACAGCUGAACUCCACCUAGGGGAAGUGCAGGGAGAAAAGGCUUUAGGGUGCAGUGCCGUCAUAGCCUCAUUCAGGAUGGGCAGCCUUAAGCCAGAUAUGCACUAGCUAAAGACUUCGAUGAGCCCCAGGAGGAAGAAAACUCAUCCCAACAGACAGGAAACGAAGAAACACUCAGCUCCAGGAAGAGCGAGAACAACAGUCGGUGUGACCAGCAACCAGAGGUGAGGUGGGAGAUCUGCCGACAGCUUCAACAUGGAUGAAAUGUACCUGCUUAAUGUGGAAGGAGUCAAGAAAAAGAUUUUACAUGGAGGCCAUGGGGAGCUGCCGCAGUUCAAAGAUGGGAGCAAGCUCACAUUCCACUUUCAGACGCUAAAAGACGACUUUGAGCGCACAGUGAUAGACGACAGCCGACAGGCUGGCAUCCCCAUGGAGAUCAUUGUGGGGAAACUAUUCAAAAUCGAGGUGUGGGAGACCUUGCUAACCUCCAUGAGGAUCGGAGAAGUGGCAGAGUUCUGGUGUGACGCUAUUCACACAGGCAUGUACGCGCUGGUCUCCAAGGGCAUGAGGAGGAUUGCGGAGGGCAAGGACCCCUUGGAGGGGCAGAAGCACCGCUGCGGGAUGGGGAACAUGUUCGACUACCACAGCACGGGUUAUGCGGACCUUGAUGAGCUGCAGAGGGCCCCCCAGCCUCUCAUCUUCAUCAUGGAGCUUUUCAAAGUGGAUGACCCCUCAUCCUAUAAACGGGACACCUGGGCCAUGAACAAAGAGGAGAAACUGUCGGCAGUGCCAGUAUUGCACAGCGAAGGCAACCAGCUGGUCCUGCUCAAGAGGUACCAGGAAGCAGCAGCGAAGUAUCAGGAAGCAGUCAUCUGCCUGCGGAACGUCCAGGCCAAGGAGAAGCCCUGGGCUGAAGACUGGCUGAGCCUGGAGAAACUCAUCAUGCCCCUUGUGCUGAAUUACUGCCAGUGCCAGCUGGAGCUGGGGGAAUACUAUGAGGUCUUAGAGCACACCACCGACCUCCUCCAGAAAGACAAUGAGAAUGUGAAGGCUUACUUCAAGCGCGCAAAGGCCCAUGCCGCCGUCUGGAACGAGAAAGAGGCACGAGAAGACUUCCUGAGAGUGGCUCAAUUGGACCCAUCACUGGGAGCGGCUGUGAAGAAAGAGCUGAGGCUGUUGGGGGAGAGGAUGAGAGAAAAACAUGUGGAAGAGCAGCAGAGAUACCAGGGCCUCUUCCAGCAGCCUCAGCUCAAGGGGGCAACAAAAGGGAAGGGACAGUGGGGAGGAGAUGGGAAUGCUGGAGCUGGAAGGGAGGAGGGAGGAGGUUCAGGGGAAGGUAGGGAGAAGACAGAACUGGGAACAGAGAGCUCCACAGCCAAGGAGGAAGAACAAGACCAAGGGAUUUCUGGAGCAGAGGGGGGUACGAGAGAGGCAGGACUUGAAGAAGAGAACACACACGCAAAGAGGGAACAAGGCCUGGGGGAGUCUGAGGCAGAGACAGGACCUGGGAAAGAGAAGGCCAGAGCAGAAAGGGAAGAGCCAGGGGACGGAACAGACCAAGGGAAUAGUGAGGUCAAUGGUGGGAUGGUGGAGACAGGAUGGGCAGAAGAGAACAUAGAAGCAGAGAGGGAAGAGCCAGGGGAAGGAACAGACCAAGGGAAUUCUGGGGUCGAUGGAGCAGGGGGGGGGCAAGGAAACUCAGAGACAGGCCUUGGAGAAAGAUUUUCCAGAGCAGAGGGAAAGAGCAAGCCAACGUGACUGUGCAGCAGAGUCUCAUAGCGUUCAUGGUCAGAAGGGACCAUUAGAGAGGCCUUGGAGAAGAGAAUGCCAG
Molecule: messenger RNA, 2261 nt
Organism: Chelonoidis abingdonii (Abingdon island giant tortoise)
Lineage: Eukaryota; Metazoa; Chordata; Testudines; Testudinidae
Product: aryl-hydrocarbon-interacting protein-like 1
Molecular function (GO): protein binding; peptidyl-prolyl cis-trans isomerase activity
Source: RefSeq, a predicted model, not a curated record